Psilocybe cubensis is the source of this 1191-nucleotide messenger RNA. RefSeq lists its product as uncharacterized. Gene Ontology annotation, molecular function: oxidoreductase activity; FMN binding. The record is from RefSeq and is a predicted model, not a curated record. The coding region runs from base 1 to 1191 and encodes 396 amino acids. The transcript is spliced from 8 exons. Lineage: Eukaryota; Fungi; Basidiomycota; Agaricomycetes; Agaricales; Agrocybaceae.
AUGGCUGAGCAAAGUGUAGGCAUCAAUGAACACCCUGUUCCUGAGGCAGCAUGCCACAAGGGGCCUUGCGGAAAAGCACUCUUUUCCCCUCUGAAGGUUGGAAGCAAGACUUUGAAGAACCGCAUAACUAUGUCGGCUCUCACUAGAAAUAGAGCAGAAGGCACCUACCCAACCGACAUUAUGAAAGAAUAUUAUGUCCAACGUGCUGGUGCUGGUUUGAUUGUGUCGGAGGGCAUCUUGAUUGUUCGUCAAGGCACCGAGUGGCCUCUCGCUCCUGGACUCUGGGACGACCAGCACGUCGCUGGAUGGAAGAAGAUAACAGAUGCAGUACAUGCUGCGGGGACGCAUAUGUACGCUCAGCUCUGGCACACUGGACGGACUGCCCAUCCAGACGUUCCUGAACAAAAACUCGCUGGGACUCCCGUUUAUGCCCCGUCAGCGAUUAGCGCCAGAGGUGGAAAAUUCCGCCAGCUUCCUGGGGCACCGGGAUAUGUUACGCCUACCGAAAUUGAGGAUCCUCGAAUCAUCAUCAAGCAGUUUAAACACGCUGCAGUCAAUGCCAAGAAGGCAGGAUUUGACGGGGUCGAACUCCAUGGCGCAAACGGGUAUCUUGUUGCCCAAUUUCUUGAUAACACAUCCAACAAACGCACGGAUCAAUGGGGCGGAAGCGUUGAGAAUCGGUGCCGAUUUGGACUUGAAGUUCUCAAGGUCUUGGUUGAAGUUUUUGGGCCUGAUGUAGGCGUGAAGCUCAGUCCUUGUGGAGGAUACAACGAUGUUGGGAUGCCACUGCAAGAUACAAUUGAAACUUUUUCAUACUUCAUCACUGAGGCGGAGAAAUUAAACAUUGCGUACUUCACUUUGGUCCGUUAUACGGAGGCCUUCGAUGUCACAUUUGACGGCGAACGUCGCGCCACUAAGUUCAACGUUUUAGAGACUUUCCGUCCGUAUGUCAAAAAGGCGAAACUUUUCCUCAAUGCAGGCGUGACUCCAGAAGAGGGCACCGCACUGGUCGAGUCAGGCAAAGUCGACGCUAUUGUAAUUGGGUUCAAUUAUGUCACCCAUCCCGAUGUCGCGCAGAGGGUCUACCAUAACAUCCCGCUCAAUAAUGCCCCGGAUAUUAAGCAUAUGCAGACGAAGGGAGAUGCCGAUUGGAGUACAGGGUAUACUGACUACCCUGCGGCGGUUGCGUAA